AGAAAACAACGGACAGCCCUUUGACAUUGCUCAUGACGUCGCAGUGGCGGUUGCAAACAUCAUCUGCUCCAUGGCGUUCGGGAAGCGCUACGACUACGAGGAUGAAACGUUCCGAGAGCUCACUAAAGCGAUUGCCACGAUAUCAAUUGAACUCGGAGCAGGGCACAUCACCUCCGUUUUCCCCUUGCUACGGUUUGUUCCUGUCGUGAAUAGACCUAUCAUCAAAGCGUUGGAAGCUAGCUCCAAGGUCAAAAAUGUAAUGAGGGAGGAGAUAUCUCGCCAUCGCGAACACCUGGAUCGCGAGAACCCACGAGACUUCCUCGACUUAUGCUUACUGGAGCUGGAACAGCAGGAAAAGGUGGAGGGUCUGACGGAGGAGAAUGUUUUUCACAUGGCGCAGGAUCUCUUCCUCGGAGGAACUGACACAACCGCCAACACACUGACCUGGAGUCUACUCUACAUGACCUUGAACCCCGACGUCCAAAAUAAGGUCCAUGAGGAGCUUGAUGCCGUUGUUGGUGAGAGUCUGCCCGCCCUGUCCCACCGUUCCCAGCUGCCCUACGUGAAUGCCUGCCUGCUGGAGACCAUGCGGAUCCGCACGAUUGUUCCUCUUGCAAGUCACGCCACCACGCAGGAGGUCAAAGUGCAGGGUUAUGACAUUCCUAAGGGAACUCAGGUGAUGAUGAACAUGUACUCCCUCCACAUGGACCCCGCCUACUGGCCUGACCCGGACCGGUUUGACCCCGAAAGGUUUCUGGACGCAGAAGGGAACGUCAUCAAGAAGCCCGAGUCGUUCAUGCCCUUUUCAGGAGGCCGCCGCGUGUGUCUUGGUGAGCAGCUGGCCAGGAUGGAGCUUUUCCUGUUCUUCUCGACCCUGCUGCAGUCCUUCACCUUCAAGACGCCAGUGGGCGCUCCUCCCCCAAACACUGACGGGAUACCUGGGCUGACGUUUAUGCCGCAUCCGUUCCAGCUUCUUGCAAUAGAGCGUUAGUUUAUAUGCUGCACUGUCAAGCCAGGAGCCUCUUUUGGAAAAAAAGGAAAGAAUGAAGAAACAGUCGUGUGCAUUGCUUUUUCCCUUCGCGUUUUGAUCAUGUACUAUUGUCCAAGAAUCAGAACACAAUAGCUAUAGUUAAAGGCCUGCUUAAGGGCCCUAAGUUAGGCAAAUAAUGGCCGGGACGGGACAGCCUCGAGCUGUUCUAACAUGGACGAAAAGCAACGGUCUCACGGUGUGACGCCAAUCGUUCUCCGGACAGAGAGCUAGGACAUCUCAUAAUGGGUGUUAAUUCUACUUCCGAUUAGGUUUAAGUACCUUGGGAUACAGACUGCACCUUUCCCGUUUGAUUGGUGAACGUUUGUUUGUGAGUGAAGAAAUUAUCAGGCAAUGUUCGAUAGCUGCGCACCAGGGCGGAGGUUCUGAGUUGUGCGGUCAAGUGCUGUCAGAGAGAAAGUGCCUCUUGCAGUGCGUGGCUACAUGCAUGAGACCCUAAGCCUUAAACACGCAUAAUAAUAAAACACGUUUCACUAUAUUUAGAGCAGGGUAGGGGUAAUAAGACAAAUAAUAGCAUAAGUGAGUUAGAACUAUAUUUGUACUAUAUUUACAAUGUUGGGCAUAGUAAAGUUUAGUUGAUUGACUAAUUAAGAUAUGUACAAUACAUUAUUUCUACAAAUGCACUACAUUGCAAAUGAAAGGAAUAAUAUGGGCAUCAUCAUAAUAUGGGCACUUGACUACAUUGUACAUGAGGUCAAUAUAUAAUGGUAUUUAUAUAUAAGUCAAGAAUAUCCAUUCUAUGCUAAGUCAAUUUUCAUCAGACGUUUUUGGGUGGAGUGUUUGGUUAACCAUAGAAAACAUACUAGUAUCGACUGCCUUGGGGAAACCCCUGAACAAUAGACAUUAACAUCACUUAGAUCAAAGAUACAAGGAUGCAAAUUACACAUUACUAAUUGUUAGAAAACCAAAUUAAAGUUACUUAAAUAGCAUAUACAUAAAUCAUAUAAGGGAUAGAGAUGCCAUUUGGUGCUAUCACUAGCCACUAACUUUUAGGCAAUGACAAUGACUAAAAUAGGUUGAAAAGCCAU
Branchiostoma floridae (Florida lancelet) is the source of this 2076-nucleotide messenger RNA. Its product is annotated as cytochrome P450 2U1-like. Gene Ontology annotation, biological process: xenobiotic metabolic process. Bases 71 to 991 code for a protein of 306 amino acids. Gene Ontology annotation, molecular function: oxidoreductase activity, acting on paired donors, with incorporation or reduction of molecular oxygen, reduced flavin or flavoprotein as one donor, and incorporation of one atom of oxygen; heme binding; iron ion binding. The record is from RefSeq and is a predicted model, not a curated record. Lineage: Eukaryota; Metazoa; Chordata; Leptocardii; Amphioxiformes; Branchiostomatidae. The transcript is spliced from 6 exons. Gene Ontology annotation, cellular component: intracellular membrane-bounded organelle; cytoplasm.